AUGAAUAGAGAACAAUUUUUACUAGAUCGCAAAAAAGGUAUAGGUGGUUCAGAUUGUGCAGCAAUACUUGGAGUAUCACCAUGGAGAACUCCACUUGAUGUUUACAAUGAUAAGUUAAGCCCUGAUAUAUCGGAUGAGCCAAAUGAAGAUAUGCGUAGAGGAAUACUUGCUGAAGAGUUUGUACUGAAAGAAUAUGUAGAACGUACAGGCGAGUUUUUAAAAACCAAUAUACCAACUAUAAUUAGCAAUGAAUAUCCAUUCAUGCGAGCUAAUAUUGAUGCUUUAGCUGGGGAUAAUAUAGUUGUAGAAGCCAAGACUACAAAAGCAAAUAUGUCGGCAUGGGAGAACGGAAUACCUGAAUAUUAUAAAGCGCAAGUAGCUUAUUAUGCGAUGCUAACAAAUGCAGAGCGUGUAGAUAUACCAGUGUUGUUUAGCUGUUGGGAAUAUGCUUGCUUUACGUACUGGAGAGAUGAAGAAUAUGAGUCUCGUAUAAAAAAAGCUGUAAUAGAAUUUUGGCAAGAGCAUAUUAUAAAAAAUAUUCCACCAAAACCAAAAAGCUCAGAAGAAUUAAAAGUUGCCUAUCCAAAUAUUGAUGAAGCUUUAGUUAAAAAAGCGGAUGACCAUAUUCGCCAUGUAGUUUCAGAAUAUCAAGAAGUAUCUGACCAAGUAAAAAAGUUAGAAGAAGAAAAAGAGUCAUUAAAAAAUACCAUAUUAGUAUAUAUGGAAAAUGCAGGACAGCUUGACGCUGGAUUUUGCAAGCUAGCUUUAAGGGAUAGGACAAUAAAUAGGUUAGAUACACAAGCUCUAAAAAAGCAAAAUCCAGAAAUAUAUCAAAAUUAUUUAAAGGAAACUCACUCAAGGUUUCUACAAUUCAUGAGAGGUUAA
Stylophora pistillata is the source of this 885-nucleotide messenger RNA. RefSeq lists its product as uncharacterized. The record is from RefSeq and is a predicted model, not a curated record. NCBI's taxonomy places the organism in Eukaryota, Metazoa, Cnidaria, Anthozoa, Scleractinia, Pocilloporidae.